This is a messenger RNA of Camelina sativa (false flax), 1758 nucleotides long. RefSeq lists its product as uncharacterized. Lineage: Eukaryota; Viridiplantae; Streptophyta; Magnoliopsida; Brassicales; Brassicaceae. The record is from RefSeq and is a predicted model, not a curated record. Gene Ontology annotation, biological process: RNA methylation. Gene Ontology annotation, molecular function: RNA methyltransferase activity.
UAAGCCCUUCUCUUCUGCGACUAAUUUUCCCGACCGAACGAACAACAUUGUUCCCUCCCUCUCGCUCUCGCCAUGGAAGAAGAAACGUCAAAGCUACAACAGUUUCCAGAGAGUUUUCUUAGCUUUCUAGAGGCGAAUGGCCUUGAUCCUUCAAUCUACACUCGCGGAGAUUCAAUUCCACGCUACGUAAGGUUGAAACCAGGAGGGUUCGAGAAUGCUGUCCAAGAGAUUGAAUCGCAAAUUAACUGUAAACUGGACAAGGUGAAGUGGUUGCCUGGUUUCUACUCUAUUCCUCCACAUGUUCAUAUAGCCAGAUCCAAGGCGUAUCAGCAAGGCAUGAUGUACGGAAUCGAUGCAGCUUCCGGUGCUGCUGUUUCAGCUCUUGGUAUCUCCCCUGGAGACCAUGUCUUGGAUCUUUGUGCUGCUCCUGGUGCUAAACUAUGUAUGAUGCUUGACCUACUCGGUGACAAGGGCUCUGCGACUGGUGUCGAUGUAGCAAGGCAUCGUCUUGCUGCCUGCAGAACAUUGCUUCAAAAAUACGGGCUUGGUGAAAGGAGCAGACUUUUUCUUGCUGAUGGAACCAUUUUCUCAGUGCCACCUACCACAAACCUAACGUGUGAUGAGCCAUGUGUGGACGAUCAUGAAGACACAUUCAAGCAGUGGACUUCCCGUCGACCUUACAAAGUUAGGAAACAAGAAGCUAAGGCCAGGAAGAGUUCUUCUGUUUUGCCGCAGAAUGGACAGCCGGAAAUUAUCUUCUACGGGCAGAGUUCUGGAGUAAUCGGACUAAAAAAGAAGCAACUAUAUAGAUCCCUCGACGAAAAUGAUUAUGCGUAUUGCGGCUAUGACAAGGUUCUUGUGGACGCAGAAUGUACACAUGAUGGUUCAAUCAAACAUAUCCAGAAAUUUGAGCAAUGGGGUUGGACAACGCUGGAACGCCGUGUACUAGAUGCCGAAAGAACCGAUAUAAGUUUAGCAUCUCUUCAGCUGAAUCUACUGAGAAAUGGAUUCAGAUUGUUGAAAGAAGCCGGCACCCUUGUGUACAGCACAUGCAGUUUGACGCAUGCCCAAAACGAAGAUGUGGUAGAUCAGUUCCUUGCUGAAAAUUCCUCUGCAGAACUACAAGAGAUUGAAAUGGCCAAAGAUUGGCCAUGUAGAAGUGGUCGCACGCCUAAAACACUGCGUUUUGAUCCGGCCACCUCAGCAACCAGCGGCCUUUUCGUUGCAAAAAUCAGGAAAUUGGCACCCGAAGAAGCAGAGAAGAAUGUGUUGUGAUGCAUCUGUUAUCGAUUCUACAAUCUCACUCAGAAGGGUCAAGAGAUUCACUUUUACGUUUUGGUUAUUUCGCCCCCGGUGGAUUUGUCGAUGCCUUAUAAAACUAUACAUUGACCAAAGAGAUGACAAUAAUUAAGAAUAAACCAGGAAAAUGUGUAAAAGCUCUGUUUUAAAGGUGAUGGUGUAAAUCAGCUGCAGAAAAGAAGCGUGGUUUUUGAAACAGAGAAAGUUUUAGCCUUUCAAAGGAAGAAGAAAGCAUACUUUACAAAACAUUAUCAGCAAUUUUCACGGUUUGUAAAGGAAAUAUAAGAAGAAAAAUUCACAAAACUUUGCUAUAUUGUCGCAAGAAAUAUAGCAUUAUGAAUAACAACAACAAGUAAGAGAGAGUACAGUAGUUUGGUUGGUAUUGAUGCUCUCUUUUGAAUGGUUUUGAUGGAUCAAAUCUUUCAGAAAGAAGAAAGAAGCAGAUUUGACAAUGUUGCA